ACCCUACGAUAAGUAGCAUACCUCGCAGGACAGCAACGGUGCGAUACUCCAGACAAUAUAAUCAACAUGUCCUCGUCCAAAUCCUCUGACAUUGUUAUCGGUAUUGAUCUCGGUACUACUUAUUCGUGUGUUGCUGCCUUUCAAAAUGGAACGGUGGAGAUCAUCGCAAACGAUCAAGGCAAUCGGACUACACCGUCCUACGUGGCCUUUAAUGACAAGGAAAGAUUGAUAGGCGAAGCUGCAAAAAAUCAAGCCGGGACAAAUCCCACCAAUACCGUAUACGAUGUAAAGCGUGCCAUAGGUCUGAAAUACGACGAUCCCAUGGUGCUCAAAGAAAUUAAGAACUGGCCGUUCGAAGUUAUUAACAGCGAGGGUAACAAGCCCAAGAUAAGCGUGAUGUAUAAGAAUGAGCCUAAGCAUUAUUCUCCCGAACAGAUUUCGUCGAUGGUCUUAUCGAAAUUGAAGGAAACGGCCGAGGCGUAUUUGGGCACCGCGGUGAAUAGAGCGGUCAUUACAGUUCCGGCUUAUUUUAACGACUCUCAGCGACAAGCGACUAAAGAUGCAGGGACUAUUGCAGGGUUCAAGGUUGAACGAAUCAUUAAUGAGCCGACGGCGGCGGCCGUCGCCUAUGGUUUAAAUGCAAAAAAUAACAGCGAAGAAAAAAAUAUAUUGGUCUUCGACUUCGGCGGUGGCACGUUUGAUGUAUCCGUCUUGACUAUGGCCGAAGGGGUGAUUGAGGUUAAGGCCACCGCUGGAAAUACGCAUUUGGGAGGGGAAGACAUCGACGAUAAGAUGGUGGAACAUUUUGUGAGAGAAAUCAAGAGGAAAUACAAAAAAGACAUAAGGGACAACAAGCGAGCGCUGAGACGCUUAAAAACCGCAUGCGAACAAGCCAAGAGAACACUGUCAUCGUCUACUCAGGCUGAAAUCACACUAGAGUCUCUCUGCGAUGGCAUCGAUAUAAACUUCGUCAUGACCCGUGCUAGAUUCGACGAGAUUUGCACGAAUCUAUUUCAGAGCACUAUAGAUCUCGUAAAAAAGGCUUUAGAAGACGCCAAGAUGGACAAGAGUUCUAUAAACGACAUCGUGUUGGUCGGAGGAUCUACCCGCAUACCGAAGGUACAAAAACUGUUAAGGGACUAUUUUGAAAAAGACCUGAGCAAAUCUAUCAACCCGGACGAGGCAGUAGCGUACGGAGCCGCUGUUCAAGGAGCCAUCAUAUCUGGGGACUCGAGUCGAGCUCUAUCCGAAAUGCUCCUUAUCGACGUAACUCCUCUGUCGUUAGGUAUAGAGACGCAGGGUGGCGAGAUGUCGACGUUGAUCGACAGAAAUACAAGCAUUCCUACAAGCAGGAAUAACACAUUUACAACUUACACGGACAAUCAAGAAAGCGUGGAGAUUAAAGUGUUCGAAGGAGAACGUCCAUAUACCAAAUAUAAUAACCUGCUAGGUACUUUCGUGUUGAAUGGGAUACCCAAAGCUCCGAGAGGUACGCCUCAGAUCGAGGUAACCUUUGAUGUUGACGUUAACGGAAUUCUGGAUGUUAAGGCAGUCGAAAAGAGCAGUGGUGCUGAACAGAAGAUAACCAUCACAAACGAUAACCGCAUAUCUAAAGAAGAGAUUGAGCGAAUGAUUCAGGAAGCUGAGAGGAACAAAGAGAACGAUAAGAAAAUAAAAGAGGCCAUUGAAGAAAAGAAUCGACUGGAGCAAACCUGUUACCGGAUGAAGGACCUUUUACCAAUGAUCACAUCGGCUAAUAAAGAGGAUUACGAAAAGCAGAUAGACGAGAUACUGAAUUGGAUUGACGAAACAGAAAAAUCGGAAAUUCCGAAGGAGGAAUAUGUGAAAAAGAACCAAGAAUUGGAAAAGAUACAGAGUGUGAUGAUGCAAGAUAUUUCUUCUAAGAAGUCUACACCGAAUGAUAAAACGGAAAUAAAAGAUAAUGAGCCAGUAAUCGAAGAAGUUGAUUGAGUCAGUCUGUCUGUCUGUUUAUCUAUCCAUCUAUCUAUCCAUCUUUGAUAUAAACCGU
Molecule: messenger RNA, 2029 nt
Organism: Penaeus monodon (black tiger shrimp)
Lineage: Eukaryota; Metazoa; Arthropoda; Malacostraca; Decapoda; Penaeidae
Product: heat shock 70 kDa protein-like
Exons: 1
Coding region: 67-1971 (634 amino acids)
Biological process (GO): protein refolding; cellular response to unfolded protein
Cellular component (GO): cytoplasm
Molecular function (GO): misfolded protein binding; ATP-dependent protein folding chaperone; ATP binding
Source: RefSeq, a predicted model, not a curated record